Molecule: messenger RNA, 1132 nt
Organism: Andrographis paniculata
Lineage: Eukaryota; Viridiplantae; Streptophyta; Magnoliopsida; Lamiales; Acanthaceae
Product: codeine O-demethylase-like
Exons: 4
Coding region: 47-1006 (319 amino acids)
Source: RefSeq, a predicted model, not a curated record
ACGGCCAAAUUAAUAUCUAGAGAGAGAGAGAGAGAGAGAGAGAGAGAUGGUGAGAAAUUGUUGGUCAUCGUCAUCAAUCCCUAUUUUUGACAUGAAGGAUUUGCUCGAUCCAGAGAGCAGAAGCAUUCAACUGCACAAGUUUCACACAGCAUGCAAAGAAUGGGGAUUAUUCCAGUUGGUGAACCAUGGCAUGGACUCUGAAAUGGUGGAGAAGCUGAAGCAGGAGAUCCAUGGAUUCUACAAACUGCCCUUGCAAGAGAGGCUGAAAUAUGCAGUGAGGCCAGGCCAAUUUGAGGGCUAUGGCCAGACAAAACCUGCCGGAGAAGAAGGAAAGGUCGUCGAUUGGGGGGAGAGGUUCUACAUGAUCACCAAUCCUCUCUCCAAACGCCAGCCUCAUCUCCUCCCUAACUUCCCUCCAUCUCUCAGAGAAACCCUAGAAACUUACAUCCAGGAGCAGCAAAACGUGGCGAGGGUAAUUCUCGGACUGAUCGCCGAAUCGUUGGGGAUCGACGGAAGGGAGAUGGAGGAGAUGUUCGUGGACGGGAUGGAGUCGGUGAGGAUGAAUUAUUACCCGCCAUUUCCGGAGCCGGAGAAGGUCGUCGGAAUCGUUCCCCACUCCGACGGCUCCGCCGUCACCACUCUCCUCCAAUUGAACGACGUCGAAGGUCUCCAGAUCAAGAAGCACCACAAUCACGACGACGCUAGCGAUAAUUGGUUGCCCGUCAAGUUCCUCCCCGGCGCCAUUGUCGUGAUUUUGGGAGACAUCAUUGAGGUGAUAAGCAAUGGAAUUUACAAGAGCGUAGUGCACAGAGCAGUGGUGAAUAGAGAGGAGGAGAGGCUGAGCGUCGCGACGUUCUUCAACCCAAAACUGGAGGCGGAGGUGGGGCCAUGGUCGUCUUCUCCAUCGCCGCGUUUGUUCAGAACAAUCAAAUCUGAGCAGUACGUCCAAGAGUUCUUCUCCAGGAAGCUCCAAAAAAAAUCCUUCCUCAACUACAUGAAAAUUUAAAUAAAAUUAAUCCAUUACAAAUAUAUAUAUAUAUAUAUAUGUAUAUGUAUGCAUGAAACUAAAUUGUCCUUUUAAUGGUCACCAUAAUGAUAUAUCCAGUUUUAUUACAUCUUUACGCCUCUUCUA